GACGCGCAGCAGACACAAUACGAGCUAAAGAGGCUGCGGUUGUUGACAUUGCAAAAUAUAUUGCUUGCAGAGGUUAGGCUUGACAGCACAUCGAUAAGAAGUUAUGAUUUUUUCAUCCUGGACUCAAGCUGCAUUUGUUUUUUAUUUAAUUACUAUAACUGAACGCCAAUCAUUUAGAUGAAUGUGCAAAAAUAUUAUUAACUUAUCGCCCUAGAAAUGCUUUAUUGGUUCUGGAUCAGAAUGUUAUUAUUCUGCAUCAAUCAAAUACUAAGUUUUUUAAGCCUAUGAUAAAACGAUUAAACCAUUCAACAUGCAUGACGAUAUGAAUUUAAACAAUUAUAUCAGUGGCAUGUCAUUGGGUACCUCCAACGAUAGUGCCUGUAGUAUCCAUGUUGCAUUACAUAAAGAUACAAAUACUUUUGUUGUUAUAAAAAAGUACCUUAUAGAUAAUCAAGACUCUGAAGACUAUAAUUUAAUUCAGCAAGAAAUCAUUACCACUAGACAAUUACAGCAUCCUAAUGUUCUUCCAUAUUUAAAUGCCUUUAUCUCUGGACCAAAUGUUUAUGUCUUAUCUCCUUUAAUGAGCUAUGGCGCAUGUAGCGAGAUAAUAAGUCAAUAUUUUAAAGAAGGAUUACCAGAAUUGACUAUUGCCCAUAUUCUUAGAGAUGUUUUAUGUGGUCUUGAAUAUAUACAUAAGAAAGGAUUUAUUCUUAGAGCAUUGAAAGCAAGUCAUAUUCUAAUUUCAUCGGAUGGUCAAGCUUGCAUAUGUGGCAUGAAAUAUUCUUGUGAAGUAUUUGGUAGUGGAAAGUGGCAAAAAACUGUUUAUUCUUUUCCGGCUUCGACUAGAAAAAAUUUGAAAUGGCUAAGUCCUGAAGUACUGCAACAAGAUUUACGUGGUUACAAUGAAAAGUCUGAUAUUUACAGUCUUGGGAUAACUAUUUGUGAAUUAGCAAAUGGCAUUGUACCAUUUGCUCUUGAAACCGAUAUUCUUAUGCUGACGGAAAAAGUAAAAGAUUCUAUACCAACUAUCAUUGAUAAUACUACAUUUCCUUUUGAUGUAAUGGAUCUUGAAGAGAUGGAAGAGCAAACACAAGGUCAGGAAGUCCCAAGGAAUUUCAGACAAAUGGCCAAUCGUACAUUUUCAGGAUCUUUUCAUGAAAUAACUGAGCGGUGUCUUCAAUUAAAUCCUAAUGCCAGACCAGGAGCCAGUGCACUUUUGAUGCAUCCGUUCAUAAAACAAUGUAGAAGAUCAGAUCCCGUUGUUUUAAAUACACUGAAAUCUAUAAAACCUCUUCAUGAAAGUUUUGUAGAAACUUUGGAAAAUCAAGCCACAGAUCUAGCAAAUACCAUGGGUAAUAUGGAGCUUGAUGAUUACCAAUGGGACUUUGAGAAUACGUAAAAAGCAUGCAGUAAUUAGUGAUACAUUAUCUGGCUGAAUUUCUUCUGUUUUCUUUUGAAAGAAGCAGUUCUACGCACAUUCAUUUAAUUGUUAGAUAUUUUGGCCAAAAUGAUACAUUUUGUGAUGCUGUUACCUGAUUUUUUCCUUGGAGUUAUUUAUCGAUGUAUU
Trichogramma pretiosum is the source of this 1567-nucleotide messenger RNA. RefSeq names its product STE20-related kinase adapter protein alpha. The coding region runs from base 311 to 1399 and encodes 362 amino acids. Gene Ontology annotation, biological process: protein phosphorylation. Lineage: Eukaryota; Metazoa; Arthropoda; Insecta; Hymenoptera; Trichogrammatidae. The record is from RefSeq and is a predicted model, not a curated record. Gene Ontology annotation, molecular function: protein kinase activity; protein serine/threonine kinase activator activity; ATP binding. The transcript is spliced from 5 exons.